AUGGCAGCUGGAAACUCGACGCUGGCCAGAGCAGAUGCGCUCCUGGAAGCGCUCUUCUCGGAUUGGAAUAUCUACUCGACCCUGCUUGCAACACUCCUCGUCUCAUACGUCGGAUACACACUCUUAUUCACCAAAGAUCCAGAUGCCCAUCCUUUUAUCCUCGCUCGCCAGGGAGUGGUAGCCCCCGUCAGACAGCGCGGGGAGUCUGCUACCGUACGGGCUAUGGAUGUUCCCCAUGGCUACCCCCUCAAAGCUGGACUUGGUGUUCGGGAUCCAGACACUCCUAGAUGGACUGCCGGUAGACGGGGAGACCUUCGAGAUAUAUGGAAAGCUGUAGUCCGUGGAGAGCUAAAUGGUGAUGGCACACCAUCGGGCAAAAAAGGGUCUAUCUUCACUGUUUUUGGGAACACAGCCCAGGAACGGAGUGUUGACGAUAUUACUCGGGAAAUCAAGAUUAUCGGACAGUAUAUCCGUGAUACCAAGGCACAAAAGGUGGCUAUCUGCCUCACUGAUUCGGUAGAGAUGCUUGCAACUAUCUUUGCAAGCGCUUUCUAUGGCUUUCCGACUGUUAUCAUUCCUCACAACCUUCCACCUCAGACACUUGCCGGUUAUCUCCGAGAGGUGAAGGCAGACCUUCUCAUUGCCGAAGCCGGUGCUGUGGAUGUAACUGCUUUGCUGAAAACGUGUCCUUCACUGAGACAUGGUAUCUGGGUUGCCCAAGAGGGCAGUCGACACAUGGACUGGAAUGAAGUCCCCGAAGGGGCCAGUAGCAAGAUUGAAGUGUCGACAUGGCACGAAUUGGUUAAUGAGAAAGAAGGUUCAAUUGGUCCCGAGGUUCCCGAAUGGGACACUAAAUCCCAAACCCCUUCUUUGGCCACUCUAUGUUCAUCUAAGGCAGGUUUGGGGUCAUUCGUUGAGUAUACUUCGGAGAACAUUAUCUCUGGUGUUGCUGCGUUGGGCUCUUCUUUACCUCGCAACGAACAGCUCAAAUCAUCAGACUUGGUUCUAUCGAUUGAUUCACUGGCUCAUUCUUAUACCCUCUGUUUUGUUUUAGCCGCCUUGUACUCGAAUGCAUCGAUUGCAUUGAACUCUGUUGCUGGAGAAAUUGUUGAUUUUGAACUGGCAACUACGGGCGUUUCACCAACGAUUAUCAUUUCCUCGUCACACACUAUUUCCGACUACCAUGCUCAAUACAUGGGCCCACAGCUGAACCCCCUGGUGAAAGUCGGCAGGUUCUUCCAAUCUCGCGACUUGGACGCGGGAAGGAUGCCAUCCGGCAACAUUUUCUCUGCCCUUGGUGGAAGUGGCCCUGUCUCUGAGCAGACUCUAAAGAGGCUAAGAUUGAUUCUCGUCUCUCAUCGAGUUGAAGGCGAUAGGAACAAUCAGCUCACUAGUGACCAGCUUACAGAUUUCAGGAUUAUGACUGGUGUCCGUAUUGCAUACGCGCUCACUACAGGGAAAGUAGCCGGAGCUGUUUGUCAAACAAACCCAUAUGAUUACAGAAGGCACCGUGGAUUCAGCCACUUUGGCCCUCCUUUGAAUAGUGUAGAGAUCAAGUUGGUUGAUUGCGAUGAAAAAUCAGGUAAUGAAAAGGCUUUAGAGGGAAAGAUCCACAUAUCCGGACCCUCUGUAAUAUCGGAGGAAUGCAAGCUUGACGUGGAUGGCUUAUUCCAGGAGGAUAACACUCUUGUUCUCCUAGCUUGA
Molecule: messenger RNA, 1704 nt
Organism: Nannizzia gypsea CBS 118893
Lineage: Eukaryota; Fungi; Ascomycota; Eurotiomycetes; Onygenales; Arthrodermataceae
Exons: 4
Coding region: 1-1704 (567 amino acids)
Cellular component (GO): endoplasmic reticulum; membrane
Molecular function (GO): long-chain fatty acid-CoA ligase activity
Source: RefSeq, a predicted model, not a curated record